This is a messenger RNA of Pseudophryne corroboree (corroboree frog), 6299 nucleotides long. RefSeq names its product SH3 domain and tetratricopeptide repeats 1 (gene SH3TC1). The transcript is spliced from 19 exons. The record is from RefSeq and is a predicted model, not a curated record. Gene Ontology annotation, molecular function: protein binding. Lineage: Eukaryota; Metazoa; Chordata; Amphibia; Anura; Myobatrachidae. Bases 154 to 4458 code for a protein of 1434 amino acids.
GGGGAGCUGCAGCGGAAGCGCAGCUCCUCUCAGGCAGUUCAAGGGGCCAUGAGACAGAGCUACGUGAGGCAGUGGCUGCUGUCUUCGGCUCCCACAGUAAUGUAAGAUCGAUGAAUUAUCUGUGUAAGUCACAGUCAUCUGGAUCAAUUGUUAAUGGUCAACUCAUUGUUAGUUCAGAGAGUCCGAGCUGAGCUCUGGGUAGUUCAGUCAACAGGAAAGGUAAAGAGGUCAGACAGGAAGGCAUGUAUGAGAAGGCAGUCCCUACAGUCCUGUACACAGCACAGAGCUGGGGAGGGCUCACGCCUGCAAAUCUGCUGCAGGGAGCUGGACAGUAAGAUCAGAUCAGUGCAUUAUUACAAUGCAGGCGCCAUAGACCCGCAACAUAUCAUGGAACCAGGUGACAAAGGUGCCGUCUUCCCCUGCACCAUGGUCCAAAGACUUGAUCCUAUAGUAGAGGAUGAAUCAGAAGAGACAGAACGACGUGAAGGAGAACAGCUCCCAGAAGCAAGAGAAGAUAACGACCAAGGUCAGUCGGAGCAGAUGAAGGCUGAAGGUCUGAGCUCUGGACUAACAGCCCCUGCCCAGAGUUCUAGGUCCAUUGUGGCUUCUAUGAAAAAGGCUAUUUCCUCCCUAGGACCCAAUGCUGUAUCUUCCUCUUCAGACUUCGUACACAUUAAUGAUUGCUUUAAAGAUAAAUCAGAGAAAAAAGCUGAUCAAGCCGACGCCUUAGUGUCAGAUCUCAGCAUCCACCUUGUCAUGGUCAGAGGUGGGAUCCCUGAUGCCCAACUACAAGGAGAGCUCAGGAACAGACUCCGCCUUCUGGAGAAUGACAGCAAAGAAGUGUCUGUGGUGCUGCGUGAGCUUUCGGCUCGGCUGUUGUCUAUUGAGAGUGAUAAAGAUCUGAUAACGGUGACAUUCAGAACAUUGGAAGAGAUAUGGAAAUUUUCCACCUAUCACUCACUUGGAUUCCUGAGUCACUGCAUAGAGAACAUCUUUUUGGAUGAGUCUUUUUGGCUGACCUCCCUGGAGGAUGAAGAUGCGAGAAUUCAAGUUUUGGUUAAUGAGGAGUCGCUGAGCCGCAUUUACAAGGGUCUUUUAAUGGAGGAAGGGAUGUACUAUGUCUUUUGCGCUGACAAGUGUGUGAGGCCGGCAGCUGCUGUGGAUGGUGCGGUGCAGAUAUUACUAGCUACUAAUAGACCCAGCGCUGAUUGGACGGAUAGUGACCCCCCCAUGGGUGAUGACAGAGUAAUAAGCGCUAAAGCCUCUGCGGAAGUGCUAUGUCCCUUUCAUCAGUGGUUCCUGAAAACUAAUAUAGGUUCUGAUCUCAUGGACUUUACAGCGUCUCAGCUGGGAAACAGAAUAGCUGUAGGUUGGUCGGAAGCUGUAAUAAGUCAUGAAAGUAACGCCCCAGAUGAGAUGACCUAUCAGAGCGGAGACAUGAUAGAAACCGUCAGCACUUACAUUGAAUGCAUGGAGUGGUUUGUGGGAAGAAAUGCAACUACUGGAAGUGUGGGCUUUGUAAGAACCAGCCACGUGAAACCUUAUGCAUCAAACAAUGGGACGGACAUCACAUCCUAUCUGGUAGAAGAAGACAUAAUGUGCACCAAAAGCACAGCGGACUUUGACAUGGAGUCAGCUAGGGCGUUACUGCACAAGAUAUCACAUUCUGAGGUCUGCCACUUGUAUAAACUCGAUCGAUGUGAGGGAAUAAAAGACUGCCACAACAGAGAGAUCUCAAGCACAACAUCAACCACUAACACAAAUAACCUGAAAGACAAGUUAGAGAAAUUUUUGUUGAUGCCCAGCUCACCUUGUCCUCAGGACUUCAGUGAUGUACAAGCGAACAGAACUGACUCUUAUCAGGUCCAUGACAUCUGUGAGGAGUAUGAGGACCCCAGUUUCUGUAUUUAUGAGAAAGAGGAAAAACAUGAAUCAUUACAGUCAUUGCUCUUGUAUCUGAAUAGUGAAACAUUUCUCCCAAGCUUCACCAAGCUCUAUGAUGUCUCAUAUAGCUUUCUGAAGGCCACAUUUCAUGGAUACGAUGACGAAGAAGAAUUGGUUCGAUAUCUCAGCUUAGCCCGGGAGGCAGCAAAGAAAUCCAGUAUGACAUGGUCUCAGGCAAGAAUUUGCUUUCUUCUGGGCAGGCUAUGUACUAAGAAACAUAAAUUCUCCCAAGCAAGAGUUUACUUUGAAGAAGCCAUGGGCGUAAUCAAUGGGGACUUCGCUGAUAAUUUACUCUUCACUGCUGUCCACAUGAACUUGAAUGCUAUAUACCUAAGGCAAAAAUCUAAGGAGAAAUGUAUGCAAAUGAUUGACAAAUCUUCCUCCUUAAUCCUUGGACUUCAAAAGUACAUUACUAGCACAGACAUGGAACCUGUGGUCUUGAAAUAUGCCCUGAAAAAGGCAAUACUAAGUAAAGACCGGUACAGUGAAAUAAAAGUGUGUCGACUUUUGGCCAAAACAUUCAUUAACUUAAGACAAUACAGUGAAGCGUUGCCAUUUGUAGAGCGAUUACAAAUCUUACACAACACGACAGACUCAAAUAAGGGCUCAUUGUCAAGAUACUACCUCCAGUUGGCUGACAUGUACAUUCACAAGUGUUUACCACACUUGACCCUAAGCUGUAUAAAUGUGGCCUCCCAGACCUCUAGCAGCUUCAUGGACUCAUUAAGAAGGGUUGGCUUCAUCAUAGAUAACACUUCUAAACUUUGUGUAAUGAAAAAACCAGGGCAGAUAUUCCCGGCUCAGGUUGCGUAUCACCUAAGGCAAGCCCUUAAAUCGGCGGUCACCGACCAAGAACAGGAGUUCUCUACUUAUAUACAUCUGAGCUUAGCUGAAUUGAGCAUAAGACACAGAUUGUAUAAAGAGGCUUAUUCACACAUCAUGAAAGUAGUGGACACCAGUGUCGUCAUUAAUAUGAUGCACAGGGUGGAUAUUUUGGUUUCUCUUGCUUGGCUGUAUAUACUGGAUGGAAAGAACACUGUGGCUCUCGAUAUCUUGAAUACUGUGGUGUCAUUGGCUGUUUGCACACAACUGCAGCUGGGAAUCGUACACAAUCUCAUUGGUAUUGCUCUGAGACGAGAAGAUAAGAUUAAAAAGUCUGCUGAACACUACUGCAAAGCUUUGCAGAUCUCAAGGGACACAGUCAGCUUGCAGAACCAAGGAGCUGUGCUGGCCAACUUUGGCACUCUAUGCUUGCACUUAGAUGCCCGGAUUGUAGCAGAACAAUUCUUAGCUAAAGCCGUGGCCAUUUAUUCUGAGCUUCCAAUUAUGGAAAAUAGAACUGACUUUAUCAAUGUUUUGCUUAUUCUUGGGCAACAUCACAUUACUGGAGGCCACAAGGAAAAGGGGCGGUUUUAUUAUGAAUGUGCCCUUCUAGUGGCAAUGGCAGCAAACAGUUUGGAAGGCCAGCUUCACGCCAUCCAGCUCCUGUGCCAUUUCUAUACCGCGCAUGUGGUUAAUGAGGCUCAGUGCAUUAUCUACAAUGAAUACCAGCUGUCCGUAGCCAGGAAACUGUGCAACAAGGUGUUGGAGGGUCAAGUGCUGGAAACGAUUAGCCAGCUGUUCUUAUCUUUGGGCACUGAAAGAGCCUGCAGAUCAGCACUGGAAUACACCAAAGGAAGUCUGGGCAUUUUUAUUGAUCUUCAAGCAAAAGAAAAGGAAGCGAAUGCCUGGCUAAUGGCUGGGAAGAUCUAUUACAUUCUGGAACAGACUGAGCUGGUGGAUCUGUAUAUUCAGGUAGCCCAGAAUGUAGCUCUAUGCACUGGGGACCCACAACUAGGAAUGCAGCUGUAUGAGGCUAGUGGAGACAUAUUCUUCAACGGCUGCAGCGACCGGAGUAAAGCAACAACCUUCUACCGGGAUUGCGCUCUCCCACUCGCUGUCAAGACGGGAAAUAUGGAGGCCGAGCUGCGGCUGUCCAAUAAACUCUCAGAGCUGCUAGCGAGCAUGGAACUUUAUGAGGAAUCGCUGGAUCAUGCAAAGACGGCGCUAGCACUAAGCGUCAACUUAGGGAAUCAGCUGAAUGAGAGGGUAGCCUAUCACCGGCUAGCUGGGAUUUACAGUCACCUGUGCCAGUGCGAACUUGCAGAGCAUUACUACCUGAAGGCUCUCUCCCUCUGCCCAUCUCCGCUGGAGCUAGAAGAGGAGGCAGUGUACUACAUGAAGGUUUACCUUGUGUUAGGUGACAUCAUAUUCUACCAUCUUAAGGAUCCCUACGACGCAGCCGGGUACUAUCAUCUCGCCCUGGCAGCCGCUGUGGAUUUAGGCAACAAGAGGUGUCAGCUGAAGAUCUACACCCGACUCGCCAUCAUCUACCAUCAUUUUCUUAUCGACAGAGAAAAGUCGCUGUAUUUCUAUCAGAAAGCCAGAACCUUUGCCGCAGAACUUAACGUACGGAGGAUUAACCUCUCUCCCGAGCAGCAUUACCAAACUCUGACACGGACUUACAGCUACUAGACAUAGAAAAAUAGAUAUUUUUACGAAAAGCAAAUAUAUUUUAUUACAAAUGUACAUUAAAAAAAAAAGAUUCACAUUAUAACUUUUAUAUCUAUACAUACAUGCGGACAUAUUUAUAACAGUGUAAAAUGUAAAUUUUGAUCAGAUGCUAACGUGUGUUCAUACUUAUAGAACACAGAGUAACUAUAUACCAAACUGUUAAGUUAAUUACUAACAAUGCUCAAUGGUGAAAAUAUGCAGUAAUCCCGGGCUGAGGGUGGAAGAAGCACCUGCGGCUGCAGCAGGACCUCCCGGACAUUGGUGGUCAUUCCGAUUUGUUCGCUCGUUGCCGUUUUUCGCAAAGGAGCGAUUAGGUGGAAAAUACGCAUGGUACGCAGCGCGCAUGCGUUAAGUAAUUUAACACAAAACUUUGGAGAUUUACACAAGCUCAAGUGACGUUUUUUCAACGCUCGAGUGAUCGUAGUGUGAUUGACAGGAAGUGGGUGUUUCUGGGCGGCAACUGGACGUUUUCAGGGAGUGUGCUAAAAAACGCAGGCGUGCCAGGUAAAAAUGCAGGAGUGGCUGGAGAAAUGGGGGAGUGGCUGGCCGGACGCAGGGCGUGUUUGUGACGUCAAACCAGGAACUAAACAGACUGCCGUCAUCGCAAUCUAGGAGUAGGUCUGGGGCUACUCAGACACUGCAGGGAAUUAUUUAGUAGCAAUUCUGCUAAUCUUUCGUUCACUAUUCUGCUAAGCUAAGAUUCACUCCCAGAGGGCGGCGGCCUAGCGUGUGCAAUGCUGCAAAAAGCAGCUAGCGAGCGAACAACUCGGAAUGAGGGCCAUUCUGUAUGUUGCAGACAGCUCUGUUGAUCAGAGCCUUCUGUAGUGGCACCUCCGCAAUCCCGGUCCAUCAGGGUACUCUCCCUAGAAACCCUCCCUGCGUGUGCCACUGCAAACAGACUGGGGUAAAUUUACUAAGAUGGAAGUUUUAUUUAAAGAUGGGAUGUUGCCGAUUGCAACCAAUCAGAUUCUACUUCUCAUUUAUCUAGCACCUGCUAGAAGAUAAUACCUGGAAUCUGAUUGGUUGUUAUGGGCAACGGGGGUCAUUCCGAGUUGUUCGCUCGCAAGCUGCUUUUAGCAGCUUUGCACACGCUAAGCCGCCGCCUACUGGGAGUGAAUCUUAGCUUCUUAAAAUUGCGAGCGAAAGAUUCGCAAUAUUGCGAUAAGACAUCUCUGUGCAGUUUCUGAGUAACUCGAGACUUACUCGGCAUCUGCGAUCAGUUCAGAGCUUGUCGUUCCUGGUUUGACGUCACAAACACACCCAGCGUUCGCCCAGACACUCCUCCGUUUCCCCAGCCACUCCCGCGUUUUUCCCAGAAACGGUAGCGUUUUUUCACACACUCCCAUAAAACGGCCAGUUUCCGCCCAGAAACACCCACUUCCUGUCAAUCACAUUACGAUCACCAGAACGAAGAAAAAACCGUGAGUAAAAUUCCUAACUGCAUAGCAAAUUUACUUGGCGCAGUCGCAAUGCGGACAUUGCGCAUGCGCACUAAGCGGAAAAUCGCUGCGAUGCGAAGAAAUUUACAGAGCGAACAACUCGGAAUGACCCCCAACAUCCCAACUUAAAAAGAACGCCCAUCUAAUUUACCCCAUUGAGUGCCACUGUUCUUAAAAACUGAAUUGUAAAUGUGAUUUAUCCACUAGGGGGCAGUAAAGAUAUAUGCAAGUCUUCUUAACAGCGAAUAGUCACAUCAGAUUGAAAGUCCUGUUAGUAAAUGUGAUUGUGAAUGAGAAAUAUUUGGCCACAUUAAAAUAAAGAGCAUAUUUGACUCAUUAGAAUUAAAAACCAAGUAUAUUAAA